This is a messenger RNA of Aspergillus nidulans FGSC A4, 1158 nucleotides long. RefSeq lists its product as uncharacterized. The coding region runs from base 1 to 1158 and encodes 385 amino acids. Gene Ontology annotation, molecular function: beta-glucosidase activity; hydrolase activity, hydrolyzing O-glycosyl compounds. Gene Ontology annotation, biological process: carbohydrate metabolic process; cellulose catabolic process. The transcript is spliced from 5 exons. Lineage: Eukaryota; Fungi; Ascomycota; Eurotiomycetes; Eurotiales; Aspergillaceae. The record is from RefSeq and is a predicted model, not a curated record.
AUGAACAAGCCCGAAGGCACGAGGAUCGACGCGACCAGAGCGCAAGUUAUCCCGGCGAGGCAAACAGCAAUGAUGACUGAUAUGAAAAAGAGGCCUAUUUUGCCCAGAGUCAUAUUACCGCAACAAAAACUGGUAAAGGCAAUGGAGGGGUCGAGGAAGUUGAGCUUCCAAGGAACGACGAGUGAGCCGUAUAACCGGGCUCUCAUGGGAUGGGCGAGCUUCUUGCAGAGGAGGCAUGUCACUUUGAAUGCAUCCAGCGAGAUACUGUCUGAUAUUCUUCGCCGUGAAUGGAAUUGGAAUGGUCUGGUAAUCAGCGACUGGGGGGCCACAAACACCGUAGGCCCCUCGCUCAAGGCAGGUAUGGACCUUGAGAUGCCGGGUCCUCCUCUGAAACGGACCGAAGAGGCUGUCAAAGAGGCCAUAAAAAAUGGUGAGGUUUCAGUUGAACAGGCUGAGGGAUCAGCGCGGCGCCUCUUACAUCUUCUACAGAGAGCAGAGCGAUUCGAGGACGCAUCCGAUGUGGCUGAGGCAUUACCGCUCCGACCACUAAACCCACCAAAAAAGCUGGCUAUCGUUGGUCCGAACGCAAAGCGGACAGUAGCUGACGGCGGAGGGAGCGCUUACAUCAAGGCGCCAUACUGGGCUUCUGUUCUUGAGUCUCUCAAGGCUGAGUUUGGUCCUCGAGGAACAGAUUGUCCAUCAUGUGGGGUCCAAGGUAUAGGGCCUUCAAAACUGUUUGUUGAUGGGAAAGAAUUGGCCUCGGAGUCCGGCAAGAGACAGCCGGACGGCGAACUCUUUUGCACCUAUGGAUCCGACCCGACAAACUGUCCUUGCUUUCGCUUCACCUGCAUCCAAACCACGACUCUCGCGGCCAGUCAAACAGCUCUGCGCAUUUUUGAAAACUCAGAGAUAAAGGCUGGAGAGGCUUGUGUUGCCGAGCUCGAGAUUGACGCUUAUAGUCUUGGUGUGUUCGAUGCACUGGUUAACCGGUGGGCUAUCGAUGCUGUCGCGGAAUUUGACAUUGUGGUCAGUACACAAACCCUGGCGAUGCGAUUGUGGUUGGCCAAGCUAGGGUUUCAAAAGAAAUCACUUUGGUGCAUACUAUAUAAGAGGCUGUUCUCAAAGGAUCCAUUGUUCUUCCCACUGGCCGUCAAUUAG